Messenger RNA from Molossus molossus (Pallas's mastiff bat), 1707 nucleotides. It is a transcript of the gene TMEM273, whose product is annotated as transmembrane protein 273. The transcript is spliced from 6 exons. Lineage: Eukaryota; Metazoa; Chordata; Mammalia; Chiroptera; Molossidae. The record is from RefSeq and is a predicted model, not a curated record. The coding region runs from base 48 to 362 and encodes 104 amino acids.
GGGCCGCCCGCGCCUGCCCUGAGAGGAGCCGGGGCCAGAGAACCGGCAUGGGUGCAGCCGCCAGCACGCUGAGCUUCGUCCUCCUUCUCCUGGAUGUUGGAGGAGCUCAAGUAUUGGCAACGGGCAAGUCUGCCGAGGCCGAAAUCGGAGAUGUCAAAUACGCCAUCAUCGGGACGGCGCUCGGGGUCGUCAUAUCGGCUGGCUCCCUGGCCCUGAAGAUCUGCAUGAUCAAGAAGCACUUGUUUGAUCACGACUCCUCGGACUUCAGAAACACAAACGCAGGAGCCAACGAUACUGUCGCCCUCCAGAGGAGACCACCAAGGUCCAGCUCCGGAAGAGCCUCGCAAGUGAUUGAAGUCUGAGUGAGCGGCCACGUCAGGAGGGGUUCGGCAGUCUAGACGACUGGCCACUGCAGUUUGGGGGACGUCUUGAACUUGAAUGUCCAAAGCCGGUGAUGGAACUUCCCACGGAACACAAUAUCCAGGGAAAAUAACGGAAUGAACAGAAUCCACAGUGCCUCCGUCCUGAAGGAAAAUAUCACUUCUCUUCUGCAAGCACUUUGCUACAUAGAGGGAGUGUGGGCACUUGACCGGCGUGAGAAAGGAUGGAAGACUCAGCCCUCACUGUCUGUCCUGGUUCCCACGUGAGCGCUGUCCCGGCUUCUGCGAUGGCAUCGCCUCCGUGCCGAGGGAGCCUGCCCUCAGCAAGGGCUCGUGGGGAGAGAGCCAAACUCAAGGCACAGGCUCUUCGGCACCACCGUCUGAUCGGCAGGUAAGCAGCCUUCUGCAGAACUGCUGGCCUCACCCUCUCGGCCACCAGAGGAAUCCCUCGUGCACAUUCAGGGGCCCUGAUACACGGAGACCAGGGGCAGGCUCUAGUCCGACAGAUGAAACACUGAUCUCCCCAAGAAGAGAAGGCAGGCUGGGCUGCAGCAAGAGGAGGGUCUGACGGCCAUGGGCUGAGCCUGCAGCUCUUAAAAUGACGGGCCCACGAAGGAUGACGUGAAAAAGCAGAGGCUGUGCCUUGGAGAACACUGUGCAAAUGUAAGCGAUCAUUGUUAUGCUUAUAGAAUUAUUUCAUGGUUAUUGUUACAUAUUACAAUUAUUACGUGGCUAUAAUGUGCAUACCUUAUUACGGAGAGGCUUAGGAAACAUCUUUUUACUAUUCUCAUCAACCUAAGGUUCUGUGGUACAGCUCCGGUUAUCAUUUUUCUGCCCGGUAAUAUUGACUGUGUAUUUCUGGGACUGCAUUUGGAGUCGCCUUUGCCUUUCCGUUCAACAGCAAUUCCGAUUCUUAUCCAGACGGCUUCUCCUUGGAUUAGGUCGCUCUCCUUGUGCGUGACGAGAGAGAGCUAUCUUACAAAACGAAGAGCUGUGUUAUGAUAAUUUGCCGGGAGUCCCAGGGCAUCUUUCAUCUGACUUGAUAACAAUGUACUUCAUUAGCAGCCUUUGUUAACUGAUAACCUAAAGCAGCAAUGCGAUGCUCACAAGCAAUUUUCUGUGUGUAAGAUAGAAUAAACCAUCAUGUAAGCUAUCUGUUCAUUGAUUUGUUUCCUUUGGCAGCAUUUUAAUUAAGACAUCUGCUCUGUGAAUGGCAGAGACACCUGUGAACGGAAGGGAUGCCUCUGGAUCCUCAGUAGUCGUUUCGUUUUCUGUAGCCUCCACAGAACCGUGGGGGUCCCUCCCCAUCCCACAUCAUGACAUGUCU